GUAACUUAUUUUGGCUGCGGCUUGUAUGCAUGAGGGUAAGUACGUGAUGGGGGAGUUGAAACCGCCAUGGAGAGCAAAGUGUUUUAAACCAUGCGUGAACCCUCCUGCGACUACUGGAGAUCUUCCAUCGUGAGAACCGUUCCUGAGAAGAUAUAAUUGCCGGAAAGGCUUUGUUUCUUUCGUGCUUCAUUUCGCUUCUCUCUUAUUUUUGUUUCGAAGAUCAGAGGGCUGGUUGUGCUCCCUUUGCUAUAUUCUGAGAUUCUCAUCGAUCAUUUCGUUACAUCUCCCCCCCUCAAUAGAAGGACUAUCCAGGACGACGAGGUUCCGACCACAACCAUGAAGGUCAAUCCCGCACCUCUUCGCACCGGCCAAGCCGCUCUCAUGGGUCUCUGUGCGGCUCUCAGCGUCGCAACUCUCGGAACAUCCGCACACACCCUCGAUAUCUUCAACAAGCAACAAACAUCCAACCCAUGGUGGUUACCGCUCUGGCCCCAACACUUCAACGUACACGGCACCAAAGCCCUCGUUGCAACUUCGACGGUCACGUUCGUUCUCUCAGCAGUCUUUCUCGUCCUCGCACUAGUACCACGCUUCAACCUCACGCCCACCGUCCGCGCCCUGCUCGGCCUAGGCACAAUCCUGCCAUCCUCCCUGCUCGCCCUCGUGACCAUCGUCUACGCCCAUAUCCUCAACAGCGACAGCCCCGAGCAGGACACCAUCCAGACCUGGACAUGCAAGUACAAGAACUCGCAGCCCAUGGAGGAGGAGUUUCGGCUUCCUUCUGAAAUGGGAAAUGGGGCUUUCAAAUCGAUCUGCAUGGAGAGCAAAUUCGCCCUCUAUGGCACUCUUGUAGUGUUCCUGCUUCUUGGAAUGAGCAUGUUGCUCACGAUCGUGACGUGGUUGGCGGAUAAGUGGGCGGCGAGGCAGUCGAGGAAGGAGGUUGAGAUGACGGCGCACUAGGGUGGCAGAAGCGCUCAUAAAAUGUUCUGGGUCCCGCGACUUGGGAAGCUGCCAUGCUCGCCCAGGCCAUACAGAGCUCCCAGACAGAUCGAUUCGAAGGAUUGUAGGACAGCUAGGAGAAGG
Westerdykella ornata is the source of this 1083-nucleotide messenger RNA. RefSeq lists its product as uncharacterized. The record is from RefSeq and is a predicted model, not a curated record. Bases 337 to 960 code for a protein of 207 amino acids. The transcript is spliced from 3 exons. Lineage: Eukaryota; Fungi; Ascomycota; Dothideomycetes; Pleosporales; Sporormiaceae.